Messenger RNA from Ambispora gerdemannii, 528 nucleotides. NCBI's taxonomy places the organism in Eukaryota, Fungi, Glomeromycota, Glomeromycetes, Archaeosporales, Ambisporaceae. The record is from the annotation of a GenBank genome assembly.
AUGUCAAACGAUCAAUUAACAAUCAAGACCUUGAGAAAAUUAAACUCUAGGCUUGCAUCCGAGAUUACUGAACUUAGAAAGGAGAAUGCUGAAAUUCCUGAACUUCGAAAAAAAUUUUCCGAAGAAAUCGAUCAAUCUUCAGUUAAUACCACCUCUACCGAAAUGAAAAAUUCUAACGAUACUUCGGCAUCUAAUAUAUCUGAUAAUACUUCGAAUUCUGAUGUUGCUCCUGAACGAAUAGAAAAUAGGCAACAAUUGGUACAAAAAACAUCUUCCUCUUCUGAUACACAAAAUGCAAUUUCUACUGAGAUAAAUCCUAUUAACGAAAUUACCCAUGAUCAUAAAACUACCCGAUUAGAAUUAAUACCUACUGAUCAAGCACAAAAUACUGGAGGCGACGUAAGUUGCUUUGCGAAGCAAAUAAAAAUUCCAUAUAAUAGAAGGGUAGAGCAAGACUUAAGGCACGGCUUAUCUGUGUUCAUUAAAGAGAAUAAUAAUAAAGUUAGUGAACCGAUUUGUUUAUUAUAG